CUGCAGGCGCCACGCCAAGUGGGGGUCAGUCAUGGAACAGCCACAGGAGGAGACCCCUGAGGCCCGGGAAGAGGAGAAAGAGGAAGUGGCCACGGGUGACGGAGCCCCAGAGCUCAAUGGGGGACCAGAGCACACCCUUCCUUCCAGCAGCUGCACAGACCUCUCCCAGAAUUCCUCCCCUUCCUCCCUGCUGGACCAGCUGCAGAUGGGCUGUGAUGGGGCCUCAGGUGGCAGCCUCAACAUGGAGUGCCGGGUGUGCGGGGACAAGGCCUCAGGCUUCCACUACGGGGUCCACGCGUGUGAGGGGUGCAAGGGCUUCUUCCGCCGGACAAUCCGCAUGAAGCUCAAGUACGAGAAGUGCGAUCGGAUCUGCAAGAUCCAGAAGAAGAACCGCAACAAGUGUCAGUACUGCCGCUUCCAGAAGUGCCUGGCCGGCAUGUCCCAUUCAGCUAUCCGCUUUGGAAGGAUGCCGGAGGCCGAGAAGAGGAAGCUGGUGGCGGGGCUGACGGCCAGCGAGGGAUGCCAGCAAAACCCCCAGCUGGCCGACCUGAAGGCCUUCUCCAAGCACAUCUACAACGCCUACCUGAAAAACUUCAACAUGACCAAAAAGAAGGCCCGGAGCAUCCUCACCGGCAAGUCCAGCCAUAACGCACCCUUCAUCAUCCACGACAUUGAGACGCUGUGGCAGGCAGAGAAGGGCCUGGUGUGGAAGCAGCUGGUGAACGGGCCGCCGCCCUACAACGAGAUCAGCGUGCACGUGUUCUACCGCUGCCAGUCCACCACCGUGGAGACCGUGCGGGAGCUCACCGAGUUCGCCAAGAACAUCCCCAACUUCAGCAGCCUCUUCCUCAACGACCAGGUGACCCUCCUCAAGUAUGGCGUGCACGAGGCCAUCUUCGCCAUGCUGGCCUCUAUCGUCAACAAAGACGGACUGCUGGUGGCCAACGGCAGUGGCUUCGUCACCCACGAGUUCUUGCGCAGCAUCCGCAAGCCCUUCAGUGACAUCAUUGAGCCCAAGUUCGAGUUUGCUGUCAAGUUCAAUGCUCUGGAGCUGGACGACAGUGACCUGGCCCUUUUCAUUGCCGCCAUCAUUCUGUGCGGAGACCGGCCAGGCCUCAUGAACGUACCACAGGUGGAAGCCAUCCAGGACACCAUCCUGCAGGCUCUAGAAUUCCAUCUGCAGGUCAACCACCCCGACAGCCAGUACCUCUUCCCCAAGCUGCUGCAGAAGAUGGCUGACCUGCGGCAGCUGGUCACUGAACACGCGCAGAUGAUGCAGUGGCUGAAGAAGACGGAGAGUGAGACCUUGCUGCACCCCCUGCUCCAGGAGAUCUACAAGGACAUGUACUAAGGCUGCACGCAGCCCAGCCUCCCGCAGGCUCUGCUGGGCCCAGCCACGGACUGUUCAGAGGACCCGCCCACAGGCACUGGCCGCAGCCCACGAAGCUAGAGCCCACUCACAACACUCCAGACACGCCCAGACUCUCACCCUCUCCGCCCGCCCUCGGUGCCCGGUUCUCCCCAGCACUUCCUGUUCAUGCUGUCUCCCCAGCACCCUUGCUCCUCCACCUGGCCUUCUCUAGCAUCCUGCGCCUCCCCGCCUGUCCCCACAUCUGUCUGAUUCACACCAGUGAGCCCAUUAGUCCGCUCACCAGCAGCCUAGAAGCAGUGAGGCCUGCGCUGGCCCGGCCCGGCCUUGCCUCUGUCCCCUCUUCAAGGACACGAGCCAUCCAAAGAAACACUAUGCUCUCUCUGGGCCCGGCUUUCCAAGAAACUUGCCUGGACUGGCUGCCAUCCCAGGCUGUCUGAACCCUAGGCACCCCACUCUCA
This is a messenger RNA of Rattus rattus (black rat), 1830 nucleotides long. RefSeq names its product peroxisome proliferator activated receptor delta (gene Ppard). Gene Ontology annotation, biological process: regulation of lipid metabolic process; positive regulation of transcription by RNA polymerase II; negative regulation of transcription by RNA polymerase II. The transcript has 6 exons. Gene Ontology annotation, cellular component: nucleus. Lineage: Eukaryota; Metazoa; Chordata; Mammalia; Rodentia; Muridae. Gene Ontology annotation, molecular function: zinc ion binding; RNA polymerase II cis-regulatory region sequence-specific DNA binding; nuclear receptor activity. The coding region runs from base 32 to 1351 and encodes 439 amino acids. The record is from RefSeq and is a predicted model, not a curated record.